CUUCAUCACACAUUUACUUUUUUCAUAUCCUUAAAAUGGUUUUAUCGCAAAUAAAGUCUGUAUCCUUGCCUGGACCCAUCAAUAUUGACUGUCGCUUUGUUUGCGGUAUAUGUUGUUCAUUUCGCGAUGGGUAUAUAAGAUGUUUUUCUGGUCGUCAUCAUUUGCGUCACCUAACGUCUACCAGUGGUCAGAAUGGCCACAUUGGUGGUAUUCGUAUGCAGGAUUAUUUGAAGGAAAAGGAGUUAACAUCUUUUGUUACAAAAGAUCCUUUUCCUGGUGGCGAGGAGUGUCACAAUCGUCUUCUUCAUAAAUUGGCUACAUAUUCCAAGAAGUCACGCUUAGAAUGGGAUAUACUUGAGCGUCGUUUCGGUCGUCAGUUUGCUUCGAAGCAAUAUUCCAUCCAUUACAUUUCCAAGUAUCCCAAAGGGUCAUUUUUCCCUGAUGGUCAUAUAAACGUGGCUUUGGCUCGUUUUAGUAUAUACAAUGAUUUUAUUCGUGAUGCUCGUGAUUUUCGUUCUGAGGAGAUAAGUUACACUCGUCGUUUAUAUCCGCUUCGUGCCAUCCCUAUGAGCUUGAAGAACAAUAUAGAUUUCCUUCAAUUUCAGCGUGAUUUAGAGUCUAAUCUUAUGGGUAUCGUGAAUGUAUGCAACACAUUUGAUUUGACUGGUAUAUUACGUCAGAUGUAUCUUUUGGGGUUACCCAUUCGCGCUAAUGUUUUUGGUGAGAUAUCUAAGAAGUUAUUACGGGGCAUGUCGUCAUUGAACACUGACGUGAUGAUUGAGACCAUUGUUUUCAUGAUGUCUUAUAUGGAUGAAGACAUUGAAUCUGUUAACAUAUUGGUCAAUGCUGUUGGCUCCGAGUUGAGGAAGCGUGUUUUGUCUAUUACAUCUUUACCUGUUCCAUCCAUUUUGAGGUUAUUGCACCCAAUUGUCUUGGUACAGGCAGUAUCUCCAUCUGAUAGUUGGUUAUUCAUGACUGACGAGCGUCUUCUAAAUCGGAUGAUAUCAGAGUACUCUUCAUUGGACAUUAACAACUCCGGGGAACUAUUUACAUUCCUCACUGUUUCUAACAGUAUUAAACCAUUACCCGAAUCAAUCCGUGUUGUGAUGGGUAUCAUUGGCAAUAACUUGCUUAAUGGCGUGGACAGUCUCCACAGUCGCACUAUGCAGCGUCUUUUGAUGGUCAGCAAGAGUUUUGAGUCACAGUUUCUUGAGCUUGCCAGGUCACUGUACAGAACUGGUCUAGGUCGCUCCAGCAGCAUCCGUCCAACAGUUUUGGCUACUACCUUUUUGCGUUUGCGCAAUGAGGAGGACCAUGCAUCCAACUUCUUCCGUAAGGUUGGUCGUCGUUACGGUGAGAUAACUCCAAAAGUGCUUGUUGACCUUUACUGUCAAUUUUUAGAGGAAGGUCCUCGUAACUUUUACCAGUUACGUUGUUUUGAGAUGGCUUUAUCUAAGAAUGCGAGGUCGUUAUCAAUGCAGGAUUUAUCUAACAUUUUGAUUUACCACAGUAGCCACGGUCGUUACAUUUCACAACUGAAUGACAUGAUAAAAUCUCGUUUUGUUGAAUUGAAAUCUAGGGGUCUGGCAAAGAAUGAGGAGAUUUUGGACAUUGCCUUAUCAAUGUCACUGGUUGGUCUCCAUACACAGUUAGACGUUUGGGAUGGUGUUGACCUACCUCAUUUGGUGUAUUCCACUCCCACCAAUAUAUUGGUAUAUCUUGCAUAUGCCUUGUUGAUAACUGGUGAAUACAACAUUGGCGUUUGGUCCAUAUUGCUUGAGAGGAUGAUAUAUGAACCCAAGACCUAUUCUCACGAGUUGUAUGAAGUAUUAAUGGUUGCUAAUGUCUAUGGUCUUUUACCAGAUCGCAUGAGGCCGCAUUUGCACAAUCGCAUAACAUGGAUUCUCCAGCACACGAAAUCUCAGCAUUAUGCUAAGAUGGUUAGGCAGCGUUACGAGACACCUGCACCGAUAGGCGAGGCUUUGGACAAGCUGGGUCUGAAGUAUGAACGAAACAUUGUGAUUAACGAGCUUUACGAGGCACCGUUCUAUAUUGAAUCCCACAAGCUUAUUCUAGAUCCCUUGCGCGAUUCAUUUUUACAUGCGACUACUAAUUUGGACGUUGGUGAGGUCAGGUUACGUCAUAACGUCUGGUCCAAGCAGGGAUAUCGUUCAACUCCGUUAAACCGCCACACUUUAGCCAAGUGCUAUGAUGACGACACUGGUGUUUGGAAUAUUUCGGAAUUGGUCGAGGUAUUAUCUAAGCAUAUGAAGUUUCCCAAGCCCGUGUUAUCUGUUGGCGCUGAGUCAAAUGACCGUGAUAAAGGUCGUUCACCUUUGGUUCACACUGGUCGUCGUCGUUACCUUGAGACCAAGACCACUCAUGACCGCAGCGUUUCUCAGAACGUGCGAAAGCUACAGCAAUUGUUAUUAGAAAAGAGUAGCUCUUGAAGCUACACACUGG
This is a messenger RNA of Babesia bovis T2Bo, 2463 nucleotides long. RefSeq lists its product as uncharacterized. The transcript has 7 exons. Lineage: Eukaryota; Apicomplexa; Aconoidasida; Piroplasmida; Babesiidae. The coding region runs from base 36 to 2450 and encodes 804 amino acids. The record is from RefSeq and is a predicted model, not a curated record.